Molecule: messenger RNA, 1943 nt
Organism: Fragaria vesca subsp. vesca
Lineage: Eukaryota; Viridiplantae; Streptophyta; Magnoliopsida; Rosales; Rosaceae
Product: endoglucanase 10-like
Exons: 6
Coding region: 71-1660 (529 amino acids)
Biological process (GO): carbohydrate metabolic process
Molecular function (GO): hydrolase activity, hydrolyzing O-glycosyl compounds
Source: RefSeq, a predicted model, not a curated record
UUUUUUCCUUAGUGCGUUAGAUCUCCAAAGUGCCUUGUGUUCUGUCGGUGGUCGUUUUAGCUCUAUCGAAAUGGGAGCCAAACAGGACUCCAAGGGCUGCAAAUGGCUGAGCUGGUUCAUCGUCUUCGUCGUCCUCGCCGUCAUCGCCGGCGCCGUCGCUCUCGUCAUGAUAAAAAAGAAGCAGAACGAUAAAGACAAUGAGGUUCCGACUAUGGGCCCGCCCGGCGCCGUCGUCGACAAAUACUCCGACGCCCUCAAAACCGCUAUGCAGUUCUUCGACAUCCAAAAAUCUGGGAAGUUGGUGAAUAACAAGAUUUCGUGGAGAGGCGAUUCGGGGUUGAAAGACGGGGAGGAUGUGAAAGUGGACUUGUCGAAGGGAAUGUACGACGCAGGAGACCACAUGAAGUUUGGUUUUCCGAUGGCGUUCACUGCUACGGUUUUGUCUUGGUCGAUUUUGGAGUAUGGUGACCAUAUGGAUAAGGUGGAUCAGUUGGAGAAGGCGCAAGAUUCGCUUAAGUGGAUCACUGACUAUCUUGUCAAGGCUCAUCCUGAUGACAAUGUGCUCUACAUUCAGGUGGGUGACCCUAAAGCGGACCAUGAGUGUUGGAAUAGGCCUGAAGACAUGACCGGGGAUAGGCCAGUCAUCCAGGUGAACACAACUGCCCCGGGGACUGAGGUUGCAGCUGAAACAGCUGCUGCUAUGGCUUCGGCAUCUCUGGUGUUUAAGAAGAGCAAUCCCACGUAUUCGGAUACUCUUCUCGACCAUGCCAAGAAGUUGUUUACUUUUGCCAAUGAAAAUAGAGGGUCUUACAGUAAGAGCAUCCCCGAUGUUCAGAAAUUUUACAAUUCGACAGGUUAUGGAGAUGAGCUUCUGUGGGCAGCCGGGUGGCUUUAUCAUGCAACUGGGGAUAAUACUUACCUCGACUUCGUGACAGGAGAUGGAGUAGAGUUUGCUGGUUUUGGUAAGCCAUCAUGGUUCAGUUGGGACAGCAAGCUUGCAGGAGCACAGGUUUUGCUAUCCAGGUUGACCUUCUUUGGUGGAAACAAAGACAAUUCAGUGCUUCAAAAGUACAAGAGCACAGCUGAGGCUGUUAUGUGCGGCCUCCUGCCAAAGUCUCCAACUGCCACUACCAGCCGAACGAAGGAUGGCCUGAUAUGGAUCAGUGAAUGGAAUGCUCUGCAGCAUCCCGUUGCUUCUUCAUUCUUGGCUGUUGUUUACAGUGACUAUAUGCUCACCUCUAAGACAGCCAAACUAACUUGCAAUGGAGAUUCGUUUAAGCCAGCAGAUAUUCGGAAAUUUGCUAUAUCUCAGAUUGAGUACGUCUUGGGAAACAAUCCUAUGAAAAUGAGCUAUCUUGUUGGGUAUGGGGAUAAUUAUCCAAAAUACGUCCACCAUAGAGGAGCUUCAAUCCCAGCUGAUGCAAAGCCUAGCUGCAGUGACGGCUUCAAGUACUUUAAAUCAAGUGACCCCAAUCCUAAUGUAGCUACUGGAGCACUUGUAGGGGGGCCAUUCCUAAAUGAAACUUACCAUGACAUCCGUGACAAUGCCAGGCAAGGGGAGCCUAGCACAUAUAAUAGUGCCGUCUUAGUUGGCCUCCUAUCAAGUUUGGUCACCACCUCUUCUGUACUUGAAUCACUCACCUCCUAUCCUGCUAUGUAACACUUCUAUUCAAAACACGUUUGUAUUAUAUACUGAUGAACCUGUGUGCCCAACCUGUAUGUUUCGAUAGAAGAUUUAGUGCUGUAGUAGUUUUGCUUUACAAAGUGAAGGCUUUAUUUCUGCUUUGGGGUCUUCCCUCAGAUAUAAUUUUUUGUAUUUCUGGGUUACCUAUUUUCUGUAAUUGUCAGAGGUACGAAACAUUUGCUCUGGGCGAGCCCUUGAAAGUUCAACAUGGGGUUUUUUUUUGAGAAAAAUAAAAAACUUGAUCCUCAUUCUACUCAUC